GUGACUUUGUUGAGUGCAAUCCGGCGUGAGCCGGAGCAAACUUCCGACACAAAGCGACCAGUAACUUAAUGGCAAUUCAGCACACACUAAAAUGUGACAUCUACCGUUGAAAGAGAGCUACGAUGACUCCGGUUAUUGUUAUGCUGCUUGUCUGUGCAAUGUUGGUGUCCUGCUCCAACAAUGUCGCGGGGCCCUAUUAUAUGGACAUUCUUCAGUUCGGAAACUGUUUAUCAGAAGAGGUCGGAGACGUUGGUGACGACAUCGUGGUCAACGGGUCCGCACGUCACUAUCGUGGCUUCAAGCACUUCCUGUUUUCAGGAGACAUAACGGUUAAGAAUGGGCUUGGAACGCAAGGCGCCAGUGCACUGACGAGCUACAUAGCUAAAUGGGAUCCUGUCUCUGGCUGGAAAGAAAACUUCGUUGUGCUAAGGAUUGGAGAGUCUUGUCGAGCAGUCGAAACAUAUGUUCCACCGUUUAAGGACUUAAUAUGGAAGUAUUAUCCGGGUGUACCGAUAAGAUGCCCCAUAUCGGAUGGGACGUAUUCAGUGUACAACAUUUCUUCUCACUACGACACUUUCACCUUCUUCCCUGCCGCGUUCUAUGGCCGGUUCCGCUGCAACACGCUAUGGAGAAGUUUGAAGACGCACUCGAAGAAGCCAAUCGCAUGCGUUCGGUGGAUAGUGGAAACUACCGAGAAGGUCGUCACUGGCUGA
Messenger RNA from Thrips palmi, 713 nucleotides. RefSeq lists its product as uncharacterized. Lineage: Eukaryota; Metazoa; Arthropoda; Insecta; Thysanoptera; Thripidae. The coding region runs from base 123 to 713 and encodes 196 amino acids. The record is from RefSeq and is a predicted model, not a curated record. The transcript has 5 exons.